Messenger RNA from Anastrepha obliqua, 692 nucleotides. RefSeq lists its product as uncharacterized. Gene Ontology annotation, cellular component: cytoplasm; membrane. The transcript is spliced from 3 exons. NCBI's taxonomy places the organism in Eukaryota, Metazoa, Arthropoda, Insecta, Diptera, Tephritidae. Bases 78 to 668 code for a protein of 196 amino acids. The record is from RefSeq and is a predicted model, not a curated record.
UGAAGUGCAUAUUGAGUAUUAAAAAAAAUCACAAAACUUUUGUAUUAACUGUAAUUGUCCAAUAAUUCAACGCAAUUAUGACUGCCAUUUUGCAAAGUGUAAAAGCGAUACUCCAGCGUUACCCAGUCACGCGCGGGAUGCUCUCUUAUAGUCUCAUUUGGCCGACCAGUUCACUGAUACAGCAAACCUUCGAGGGCAGAAGAUGGCCUGAUUACGAUUGGUGGCGUACGCUGCGCUUCAGCCUCUAUGGCGGCCUCUUCGUUGCGCCAACACUUUACAGUUGGAUUCGAGUUUCGAGCGCCAUGUGGCCGCAGACCUCACUGCAAACAGCCGUUUUUAAAACAGCCGUUGAACAGAUGUCCUAUACGCCCGCUGCCAUGACUUGCUUUUACUUCAUAAUGAGCCUGCUGGAAAUGAAGACGGUUGACGAAGCGGCGGCGGAAGUGCGCAAGAAGUUCAUACCCACAUUCAAGGUGGCGAUGUCUAUUUGGCCCGUUGUUGGUAUUAUUAAUUUUUCCGUCGUACCAGAGAAGAAUCGGGUGCCUUUCAUUAGCGUUUGUAGUUUACUGUGGACUUGCUUUUUGGCCUACAUGAAGCAUCUGGAGCAUCAACAUGUCGACGAAAUGGAUAAUUUAUUUAUAUCGAAAGAAGCUAAGCUAAAAACUUAAAUUGUUAGAUAUUCUUUUAGGUUA